UGAAAUGAACUGAACUGAAGAAAAUGAUUUAAAAGGAAAAAAAUAAUAAGAAGACUAAUAAAUAGGUAUUAAAUAAUAAUAACAAUAAUAGUAAAAAGACCAUCAAAUCAAAAAGGAUUGUUUUUAAAAUAAACAGUUAUAUCGUAACGAAUACUAAAAAAGGCCAAAAUUAAGAAGAUAAAAAUCAAGAAUAGAUCUAGUAAUAGUAGUUGGUUAAUAAAAAGAGAUUAAUUAUAUGAUCAAAAAUUAAACUAGUUGAUGGGGGAAUUAGAUGAAGAAAAUAAAUCUCGAAUUACAAUUUAGAAAGAGAAUAAUAACUAUUUUAAUUUCUCAAAGUUGAAUAAAAGGAUGAGGUAUUUGAAAUAAUUUAUGAUUUCAAUGUUAAAUUGAAUGAAUAUUCAAAUCAGAUAAAAUAAUCUAGUAACAUUAAACGAAUUUCAGAAGUAUAAGAUACAAGAAAUUUGUAAUUAGAAAGUCA
Paramecium octaurelia is the source of this 478-nucleotide messenger RNA. Lineage: Eukaryota; Ciliophora; Oligohymenophorea; Peniculida; Parameciidae. The record is from the annotation of a GenBank genome assembly.